Perognathus longimembris pacificus (Pacific pocket mouse) is the source of this 1467-nucleotide messenger RNA. It is a transcript of the gene Slc49a3, whose product is annotated as solute carrier family 49 member 3. Gene Ontology annotation, cellular component: membrane. The record is from RefSeq and is a predicted model, not a curated record. Gene Ontology annotation, molecular function: transmembrane transporter activity. Bases 1 to 1467 code for a protein of 488 amino acids. Gene Ontology annotation, biological process: transmembrane transport. Lineage: Eukaryota; Metazoa; Chordata; Mammalia; Rodentia; Heteromyidae. The transcript has 10 exons.
AUGGAGGCCGCCCCUCCUAGCUUCCGGGCCUACGCUCGCCGCUGGGUCUUCCUGCUGGUGGUCAGCCUGCUGAGCUGCUCCAACGCCAUGUUGUGGCUCAGCUUUGCACCUGUGGCAGACACCAUCGCCCAGAACUUCUUCCUGUCCAUGGAGCAGAUCAACUGGCUGUCACUGAUCUACCUUGUGGUGUCCAUCCCAUUUGGCAUGGCAGCCAUCUGGGUCCUGGAUCAUAUGGGGCUCCGCUGGGCUACUAUCCUGGGUGCAUGGCUGAACUUUGCUGGGAGUGUACUGCGUGCUCUGCCUGGCCUAGCUGGUGGGAUUCCCAACCCAUUUGCCUUCUUCAUGAGUGGCCAGAGCCUCUGUGCCCUGGCCCAGACUCUGGUCAUCUUCUCUCCAGCCAAGCUGGCUGCCCUGUGGUUCCCAGAGCACCAGCGAGCCACAGCCAACAUGAUAGGCACCAUGUCAAACCCCCUGGGCAUCCUUAUAGCCAAUGUGCUGUCACCUGCCCUGGUCAAGAAGGCAGAGGACAUCCCUGUGAUGCUUGGUGUCUAUAUUGUGCCUGCUGCCCUUGCCUGCCUGCUGGCUACCACCUGCCUCUGGGAGAGUGUACCCCCCACCCCACCCUCUGCUGGGGCGGCCAACUCCACCUCUGAGAAUUUCAUCCAAGGGCUCAAGCUGCUUGUGCAGAACAAGGCCUAUGUGAUCCUGGCUGUGUGCUUUGGAGGUGGCAUCGGGGUCUUCUCUAGCUUCUCAGCCCUCCUGGAGCAGAUCCUCUGUGCCAACGGCUACUCCAAUGAGUUUUCAGGCCUCUGUGGGGCUCUUUUCAUCGUGUUCGGGAUCCUGGGUGCCCUGGUUCUAGGGCUGUAUGUAGAUCGGACCAAGUGUUUCACUGAGGCCACCAAGAUAGGGCUCUGCCUAACCUCCAUGGCCUGUGUGGCCUUUGCCCUGGUGUCCAGGCUGCAGGAACAGCAUGUGGCCCUGGCUGUCAUCUGCUCCCUGUUUGGGCUCUUUGGGUUCUCAGUGGCACCAGUCGCCAUGGAGCUGGCUGUUGAGUGCUCAUUUCCUGUAGGAGAAGGAGCAUCUGCAGGCCUGGUCUUUGUCCUGGGGCAGGCUGAGGGAACACUCAUCAUGGUGCUGCUGACAGCACUUACUGUGCAGAGUGCCAAGCCAUCUGUCUCUACUUGCCGACAGGAGGAGGACCCACUGGACUGGACGGGGUCCCUGCUGCUGCUGGCUGGCCUGUGUACCCUCUUCACUUGUGUCCUGGUCCUCUUCUUCCACACUCCAUACCGGCGCCUGCAGGCUGAGUCUGAAGGGCUUUCUCCACCCAGGACCAAUUCUUCGGAGCCCAGGAUCACAAGUCCCACUCCAAAGUCACCCCUGAAGGCUCCUGGCUUAGCAUCCCCAGAUGGGGUCCUACAGGAAAUUCCUGCCCCUGUCCCUCUACCCCCAGUAGUGGAGAUCUAG